Molecule: messenger RNA, 700 nt
Organism: Leptinotarsa decemlineata (Colorado potato beetle)
Lineage: Eukaryota; Metazoa; Arthropoda; Insecta; Coleoptera; Chrysomelidae
Product: transmembrane 7 superfamily member 3
Biological process (GO): negative regulation of programmed cell death
Cellular component (GO): plasma membrane
Source: RefSeq, a predicted model, not a curated record
CUGAUAUAGAUAUUUUCACCAACGACAUCAACUUCUGGGUGAUCUUCCUUUCUAUAAUUUUGGGAUGUUUGAUCAUUUUCGUGCCUUUUACAAGAAUGAGUCAUAUCGUCACUUGCAGCUUUGUAGGUUCUUACGCUUGUAUAACAGCCAUGAACCAUUAUGUUGGAGGAAAUUUGCAGUACAUCAUCAUCAAUACGUUCAGAAGAGCUACAGUGAAGCACUUCAAUUAUGCAGUAAUUGAUCCGCCAUUCCAAAUGUUAGAUAUUGUAAAUUCCUUCCUUUGGGUUGUACUGUUUCUGUUUGGUGUAUUCGUUCAAAUUCGGGACCAACAUGGGAAACCACCGUUCCCUCCAAACCGAAGCGGAAUUAUACGGGCAGCUAGAGUCACAGAGAGUACGCCAUUGAUACAUCCCGAAACAGUGGCCGCCCCAGAAUACGUUUAACAUUAAAAUAUUGAUUAUAUUUCCCCGCUACAUCGGAAGUUGAUAUGGGUAUUCAUUUAUCUAUCUAAUAUACAUUCAAGUAUUCAACCUUCCAAUCAGAAAGAGUUGAUUAUUUCACCUGUUUCAAUUAAUGAAUCUAACAUCAUCGAUUGGUAUUUAAUCAUUAGUCUCUCUACGUGAAUAAUAUCAAAACAUGUCGAGCAGAAAAAUAUAUUUUUGUAUAGUUAUAAGGCUUGGAAAUAAAAGGUUUUCAUUCA